CUGCAGUGGUAGCAUAUACAACUCUAACCUACUUUGUGCAUGAUUUUGAACAUUUCAUUGUGUUUUUAGGCAUCUUUUAAAAUGUGAAGAAGAUUCUUUUGACUACAAAGAUGAACAGUCUACUUUUUCUGGUGCUGAUUUCUGUCUGCUGGGCUGAACCUCACUCUGACAACUCAACUCUGGAUCAUGAAAGAAUUAUUCACAUUCAAGAAAAUGGACCCCGUCUACUUGUGGUAGCAGAGCAAGCUAAAAUCUUCUCACACCGGGGUGGCAAUGUCACACUGCCAUGUAAAUUUUACCAUGAACACACGUCAACAGCUGGCUCAGGAACCCACAAAAUCCGUGUCAAGUGGACCAAACUCACCUCAGAUUACCUCAAAGAAGUGGACGUCUUUGUUGCAAUGGGACACCACAGAAAGAGCUAUGGAAACUACCAGGGCAGAGUGUCUCUGAGAGGAAGCAGUGAGAAUGAUGCCUCUCUUAUAAUCACAAACAUAAUACUGGAGGAUUAUGGGAGAUACAAGUGUGAGGUGAUUGAAGGAUUAGAGGAUGACACAGCAGUGGUAGCUCUGAAUUUGGAAGGUGUGGUAUUCCCUUACUCUCCACAUCUGGGUCGUUACAACUUGAAUUUCCAUGAGGCUCAGCGAGCGUGCCUGGACCAAGACUCUGUUAUCGCCUCCUUUGACCAGCUCUAUGAUGCCUGGAGGUCAGGGCUGGAUUGGUGCAAUGCCGGCUGGCUCAGCGACGGCUCCGUGCAGUACCCCAUCACCAAGCCCAGGGAGCCCUGCGGAGGGAAGAACACAGUGCCUGGGGUCAGGAAUUAUGGCUUCUGGGAUAAAGAGAGAAGCCGAUAUGAUGUUUUCUGCUUUACUUCAAACUUCAAUGGUCGUUUUUACUACCUAAUUCACCCAACCAAGCUGACCUACGACGAAGCCGUUCAGGCGUGCUUGAAGGAUGGAGCUCAGAUUGCUAAAGUUGGCCAGAUAUUUGCUGCCUGGAAGCUCCUGGGGUACGACCGCUGUGAUGCCGGCUGGCUGGCUGACGGCAGUGUCCGCUACCCCAUCUCCAGGCCAAGGAAACGCUGCAGUCCUAAUGAAGCAGCAGUUCGCUUUGUAGGCUUCCCUGAUAAAAAGCACAAGCUGUAUGGUGUCUACUGUUUCAGAGCAUACAACUGAAAAUACCUAGAGCACGAAAGUUUAAAAUUCAUUAAGAACAUGUGAAAGAUUUCUUUUUGAUAUGAACUCAUGCAAGUUACCAAAACUGUGAUAAACCUUUUUUGAUUACUGUAAAGUCAUUUUCAUAAACCCAACCCAUUAAUUUGUUCUUUUUCUUUGUUUUAGUAUUUUUGUAAAAUUAUCAUUCCAUAGAUAUUUUAAAUUAAUAUAAUUUAAUUGAAGCUCUAGGUAAGGAAGUUUUAGAGCCAAAUUCUUUAAGCUACAUCAUCCCAUCACAAUAUACUUUUCAUGAAUGGGGCAUGCAAUAGAGCUUGACGAUUGCUAGGGCACAAUUAAUGGAACGUAAGGCUACUCAAAGCAGAAGCUUUUAAAAGCACAGAUUUUACAUGUUUGUACCAGUUUGAGAAACUCUGCAAAUUGAUUAUAUCAGGAAAUAUAAUGUUUUGAAAUAAGAUAAUAUUUUUGUUAAAGGGGAUCAGUGAGGUUUUGCAAAGAAAACCUCACAGCAGUGUAGGAUAGAAAAUGACUGUUUUCACUGGUUUCACAUGAGAACAACACAGAGCUUAAUAAAAGCAGCUAAAAAAGUCCAUAAAAAUAGGAUUACUUUACAAUUUAAAAUCAUGCCUUUCUGAAAAAAUAAACUCCUGGUCCCAUGCAUAGGAACAAGCACAACUAGUUCUCCUGAACGUUUCAAUUGUGUUUUUGUUGUGAAUAAACCAUUGACAAAGGAAUUAAUAAUUAACUAAUGAGGAAACCCUGUUUUCUUCUUAAUGCCAAUUAGAGAUGCCUGAGAAGUGUUGUAUUACCUUUGAGUAGCUUUACUGAGUUAUUUUUAAACUCUUAAAGGCCAUUUGCUAAGCAGCAUAUAGCAUCUACUCAGGGCAGUUGUAUAAAUGAACUGCUGGACAGAGAAAUUGUAAACUUUAGCAGCUUGAUUUUACAUUAGCCUUUGAAAUGUUAUUGUCUUAACAAAAGCACAUUACAAGAUUUAAUAUUUCUUACCUAUUUACACAUCUACAAGAAAUAAAAAACCCAAGAAAGUUAUGAAGUCUUAGAUCAUGAUUAUUAACUAAAAUCUGAAACCAGCUACUAAGGUUUAGAAGAGGGGGGGGAAAAAAAGCAACAAACGGUCAACACUACUUCCUUACACCUUAUUUGUAUCUAAAAGGUACAUCUCUUUUGUAAGCUAACAAAAAAAUAUAAUAUCAAUAGCCCUGAAUUAUUUAGAUAACACUCCUGAGAGUUACUGGGGAAAAA
Molecule: messenger RNA, 2432 nt
Organism: Pogoniulus pusillus (Red-fronted tinkerbird)
Lineage: Eukaryota; Metazoa; Chordata; Aves; Piciformes; Lybiidae
Gene: HAPLN1
Product: hyaluronan and proteoglycan link protein 1
Exons: 5
Coding region: 111-1175 (354 amino acids)
Biological process (GO): skeletal system development; positive regulation of neuroblast proliferation; central nervous system development
Cellular component (GO): perineuronal net; synapse
Molecular function (GO): hyaluronic acid binding
Source: RefSeq, a predicted model, not a curated record